Messenger RNA from Hypomesus transpacificus, 2694 nucleotides. Its product is annotated as polyadenylate-binding protein 1A. Gene Ontology annotation, cellular component: ribonucleoprotein complex. Bases 690 to 2588 code for a protein of 632 amino acids. The record is from RefSeq and is a predicted model, not a curated record. The transcript has 14 exons. Lineage: Eukaryota; Metazoa; Chordata; Actinopteri; Osmeriformes; Osmeridae. Gene Ontology annotation, molecular function: RNA binding.
GUCGCGGUGUAGACUCGGCAUUCCAUCCACAUGACAUUUCAUUCCUGUUAUUCGUCUGCGUAGAGUGUGCACCGGAGCUAGUCUCGGCACACAUUUUAUUAUUAUUAUGAGAAACAUCAAAGGCUAGACUAUUGACACAAACAUUAUUUUUGUAAGAAAAAGAAAUCGGUGAAGCAGGAUUUGAUUUUCAAGCCAACGUGCACAAGACGCAAAGGAAGACAACGAUAGUGCUAAUCAAGUUAGCUUUAGCUAUUUUGCCGACAUUUUUGAAAGCGUGGGGUGCUUAGCCAACGAAUAUUGUUGCCAGCUUGUGCUGUUAGAAUUUGCACUUUUUUAUUGUAUUUGUCGAUAUAUAAUUAUUUGUUGUAACUGUAGCUUGCCACCACGUUGUGAAAGAAUACAGGCGGUGUAUUAUCUGCAUUAGCGUAGCAAGGCCAUAUUGUCCGAAUCGUUAGCUACCCAGAACUAGUCUGGCCCACGUUUCUGUCCUCAUCUUGCGCGCAGUACCGAAACCUUGACGAAAACGGAACAAAGGACACUCAAGUUUUCACUGGAAUCAUCUGUCUCGGUUUGCAGAGACCCGGGGCUUUGGUUGUCAGACAGCUAGAUAGCGAUCUUAUUUUCUCCUAGUUGGAUAUUUGCUACACUCGUGCGGUGCCGCUCUAGUGCACGGUCCGUCCUCAUCAGGCAUGAAUCCUAGCGCGCCUAGUUACCCCAUGGCCUCGCUGUACGUGGGCGACCUACACCAAGAUGUUACUGAAGCCAUGCUGUACGAAAAAUUCAGCCCAGCCGGGCCGAUUCUAUCAAUCCGAGUAUGCAGAGACAUGAUCACUCGCCGGUCUCUUGGAUAUGCAUACGUUAAUUUCCAACAGCCAGCUGACGCCGAGCGUGCCCUGGACACCAUGAAUUUUGACGUCAUCAAGGGAAGACCGCUCCGUAUAAUGUGGUCUCAAAGGGACCCCUCCUUACGGAAAAGCGGAGUGGGAAACAUUUUCAUCAAGAACCUAGACAAGUCCAUCGACAACAAAGCCCUCUACGACACAUUCUCUGCUUUCGGGAACAUCUUAUCCUGCAAGGUGGUUUGUGAUGAGAAUGGCUCAAAGGGCUAUGGCUUUGUGCACUUUGAGACUCAGGAGGCUGCAGAGAGGGCCAUUGAGAAAAUGAACGGCAUGUUGCUCAAUGACAGAAAAGUGUUUGUGGGCCGAUUCAAGUCUCGCAAGGAACGAGAGGCUGAACUCGGUGCCCGUGCCAGGGAAUUCACCAACGUGUACAUCAAGAACUUUGGAGACGACAUGGACGACGAGAAACUGAGAGAGAUGUUCAACAAAUACGGACCCGCCCUCAGCAUCCGUGUGAUGACGGACGACGGCGGGAAGUCCAAGGGCUUCGGUUUCGUCAGCUUCGAGAGGCACGAGGACGCCCAGAAGGCCGUGGACGACAUGAACGGCAAGGAGCUGAACGGGCGCCAGGUGUACGUGGGCCGCGCCCAGAAGAAGGGCGAGCGGCAGAACGAGCUGAAACGCAAGUUUGAGCAGAUGAAACAGGACCGAAUGACCCGCUACCAGGGCGUCAACCUGUAUGUGAAGAACCUCGACGACGGGCUGGACGACGAGCGACUCCGCAAGGAGUUCACUCCCUUCGGCACCAUCACCAGCGCUAAGGUCAUGAUGGAGGGCGGACGCAGCAAAGGCUUCGGCUUUGUCUGUUUCUCGUCCCCCGAAGAGGCCACCAAGGCGGUGACGGAGAUGAACGGCCGCAUCGUGGCCACCAAGCCCCUGUACGUGGCGCUGGCCCAGCGCAAGGAGGAGCGCCAGGCUCACCUUACCAACCAGUACAUGCAGAGGAUGGCCACCGUCCGAGCCGUACCCAACCCGGUCAUCAACCCCUACCAGCCUGCCCCGCCCUCGGGCUACUUCAUGGCUGCCAUCCCGCAGGCCCAAAACCGUGCUGCUUACUACUCAGCCAACCAGCUGGCCCAGCUCAGACCCAGCCCUCGCUGGGCCACCCAGGGAGUCCGACCUCAACACUUCCAGAACAUGCCCAACGCCAUGCGUCCGUCCGCGCCACGCCCGCAGACCUUCAACGCCAUGCGGCCCACCACCUCCCAGGUGCCACGCAUGAUGACCUCCCAGCGCAUGGCCACCCAGGCUCUGGGCCAGCGUCCCGCCGGUGCGUCUGCGGCUCCCGCCCCCGUGCGUGCCAUGCCCCAGUACAAGUACGCCGCCGGCGUCCGCAACCCCCAGCAGCACAUGGCCUCUCAGCCGCAGGUCGCCAUGCAGCAGCCGGCUGUCCAUGUCCAAGGCCAGGAGCCCCUGACUGCCUCCAUGUUGGCUGCUGCCCCUCCUCAGGAACAGAAGCAGAUGCUGGGUGAGCGUCUGUUCCCCCUGAUCCAGAACAUGCACCCUAGCCUGGCUGGGAAGAUCACUGGUAUGCUGCUAGAGAUUGACAACUCUGAGCUACUCCACAUGCUGGAGUCCCCCGAGUCACUGCGCUCUAAGGUCGACGAGGCUGUUGCUGUGCUGCAGGCACACCAGGCCAAAGAGGCCGCACAGAAACCGACCAACCCCGCUGGAGUCCCCAGCGUCUAAGACGAGGUGUGUUGAAGAAGUAAAGCUACUGUAAUGGAAAUCAUUGAAACCUGCUUCACCGAAGAAAAAGUUUGAAAAAAAAAAAACGUUUAAACAUCGAAAAACU